Messenger RNA from Penicillium odoratum, 933 nucleotides. RefSeq names its product putative mitochondrial oxaloacetate transporter (Oac). The record is from RefSeq and is a predicted model, not a curated record. NCBI's taxonomy places the organism in Eukaryota, Fungi, Ascomycota, Eurotiomycetes, Eurotiales, Aspergillaceae. The coding region runs from base 1 to 933 and encodes 310 amino acids. The transcript is spliced from 5 exons.
AUGUCAACGACUACUGGUGCGUUCCUUGCUGGAGGCAUUGCAGCUUGCGGUGCCGUUACCGUUACCCAUAGUUUCGAGACUGUGAAGAUUCGGCUACAGCUGCAGGGUGAAUUGCAGGCGAAGAAUGAGGCCGUAAGGCUAUACAAGGGUCCUUUGCAUGGUGUGAAGGUCAUUCUGCAAAAUGAGGGUCCUCGAGGCCUGUUCCGCGGAAUUGGAUCUGCUUACAUUUACCAAGUGUUGCUAAACGGAUGCCGUUUGGGUUUCUAUGAACCAAUUCGUUCCACCGUCACAUCCGCCAUCUACAGCGAUUCCAAGGUCCAGUCUCUCGGCGCCAAUGUCUUUGCCGGUGCGACCUCUGGUGUUAUUGGUGCCGCUGCUGGCUCUCCUUUCUUCCUCGUGAAGACCCGUCUCCAAUCCUUUUCUCCUUUCCUCCCCGUUGGUACGCAGCACAACUACAAAAACUCGUUUGAUGGCUUGAGCAAGAUCUACAAGAGCGAGGGUGUCAAGGGCAUCUACCGUGGUGUCGGCGCUGCCAUGAUUCGGACCAGUUUCGGCAGUGCUGUUCAACUCCCGACAUACUUCUUCGCCAAGCGCCGUCUGACUCGCCACUUGGGUAUGGAAGAGGGCCCUGCUCUGCACCUGGCGAGUAGUGCCGCUUCUGGUUUCGUAGUCUGCUGCUUCAUGCACCCCCCUGACACUAUCAUGGCACGCAUGUACAACCAGACUGGAAACCUCUAUACAGGCGCGCUCGACUGUCUUCUCAAGACCGUCCGCAAGGAGGGUGUGCUAGCGAUCUACAAAGGCUUCUUUGCUCAUCUUGCCCGCAUCUUACCCCACACAAUCCUGACCCUCAGCUUAGCUGAGCAGACUAACAAGUUGAUGCGACGAGUCGAGGAUCGUAUCCUGCCCGAUUCUCUCCGUGGCAAGAUCUAA